UCGAUAAUACCGUAUAUCGUUAUCGGUCUUGUGUUUACGUGUUUUAAUUAAAUUUUUAAAUUAUAGAAUAUGACGAACCUUCAACGCUGGCUUUUUUACGCAACACUCUUCGCAGUGCCCUACCUUUCUGUUGUGCUGGGCACAGUGCAAACGCAGUUGACGAGCAAAUAUCUGCUGCAAAUUCAGCUGCUGCCGCUUCUGCUGCUGGUUCUCUUUGGCUUAUACUCCGUGUGGACUGUGCUGUACCGGACAUUUACCUUCAACGAUUGCCCCGAGGCGGCAAAGGAGCUGCAGGCUGAGAUUCUGGAGGCACGGAAGGAUUUGAUUGCCAAGGGAUUUCGGUUUCGCGACUGACAGAGUGGGCAACAUACUACGCUGAAACCUUGUGCAUGUUAAUUUGUAAUUCCAUUAAUUAUAAAAGUUGUAUACGAAUGUA
Messenger RNA from Drosophila obscura, 436 nucleotides. It is a transcript of the gene Dpm3, whose product is annotated as dolichol-phosphate mannosyltransferase subunit 3. Bases 70 to 354 code for a protein of 94 amino acids. The transcript is spliced from 2 exons. Gene Ontology annotation, biological process: GPI anchor biosynthetic process. NCBI's taxonomy places the organism in Eukaryota, Metazoa, Arthropoda, Insecta, Diptera, Drosophilidae. The record is from RefSeq and is a predicted model, not a curated record. Gene Ontology annotation, cellular component: endoplasmic reticulum membrane; dolichol-phosphate-mannose synthase complex.